Messenger RNA from Psylliodes chrysocephalus, 6427 nucleotides. NCBI's taxonomy places the organism in Eukaryota, Metazoa, Arthropoda, Insecta, Coleoptera, Chrysomelidae. The record is from the annotation of a GenBank genome assembly.
CGAACAGCGAGUGAACAACAAACUGUAAAUUGCAGUUACACUUUUUCAAAUAUUUAUAAUGAACGAUCUAUUAUUGAAUGAUACUUUUGAAAAUUUUAAUUUUACUGCAAACGUCAAUAUAUCUAACACAUUCGCAGGUAUAAAUUUGAAGACUUUAAGUCAAAAAAGUACGAUUAAAAAUGAUAUAAAGAUGAAAAAUCAAAUCAAUGAAAUAUCAUUCGACGAUUCGAUAUUUCUUACUCAAAUAUCUUUUUCGGAGCAUGGAAAAUCUAUCGACAAUGAGGACGACUCUCCAAAAUUACAGGCUGAAAAAGUAUCGAUUGAAGAACAAAGUGAAAAUAAAGAAAAUUUACCAUGUCUUGAAAAUUUAAAACGUACAGAUAAAAAUGAACAUUUUGAUGAAGUCAACGAAAGUAAAAACAUUGAAAUUGGUAAUGUUCAAGAAAAUAUUAACAAACUAUCCUUCUGGGGACUGCCCGAAAACGUUUUACAAAAAUACGAAUCAAAAAACUUAACAACGAUGUUCCCUUGGCAAGUAGAGUGUUUGAGCCAAAACGAAGUCUUAAACGGUAGGAAUUUAGUCUAUUCAGCCCCUACUUCGGCUGGAAAAACUUUAGUAGCUGAAAUACUAGCAAUAAAAACUAUACUGGAAUCAAAGAAAAAAGUGAUUUUUAUUCUACCAUUUGUAUCUAUAGUUAGAGAAAAGAUGUAUUAUUUUCAAAACUUGUUAGAAACCAGUGGUAUUCGAGUAGAUGGUUUUAUGGGAUCUUAUAAUCCCCCUGGUGGCUUUGGAGCUGUUCAUUUAGCUAUUUGUACUAUCGAGAAAGCAAAUAGUUUAAUGAAUAGAUUGCUAGAAGAGGACAGGUUGAGUGAAAUUGGAGCUGUACUUAUAGAUGAAAUGCAUCUGCUUGGAGAUUCCAGUAGAGGAUACCUCUUGGAACUGCUUCUAACAAAAUUAAGAUAUAUUUCUAAAAAAGACAACCUAUCUAUCCAGAUAAUCGGUAUGUCUGCGACGCUUCCAAACCUUAAAGAAAUAGCAACAUGGCUAGAUGCAGAAUUAUACACCACCGAUUAUCGUCCGAUUCCAUUGAACGAACAAGCUCAAGUUUGUGGUGAAAUUUACAAUACAGAUAUGAAACUCGUAAGGAAAUUAAAUAUUUUAAAAGAACUGAAGACCGAUUCCGAUAAUAUUCUGCAAUUGUGUCUCGAAACUAUCCAAGAAUCAUGUUCAGUACUAAUUUUUUGUCCAACUAAAAAUUGGUGCGAGAAUUUGGCGCAACAGGUCGCUACAGGCUUCUUUAAAAUAGGAAGUUCUACCGGUUAUUGGUCAGAUCUUUUACGUUCACAGCUUGACACCAAUCUGAUUAUUGAACUGUUGGAGCAAUUGAAAUAUUGUCCAGUAGGACUGGACGAGAUUCUCCAAAAAACCGUUUCAUUUGGUGUCGCUUUUCACCACGCCGGCCUCACCAUGGACGAAAGGGACAUCAUAGAGGGCGCUUUUCGUAACGGUGCCUUAAGAGUUCUCGUGGCAACGUCGACGUUAUCGUCGGGAGUAAAUUUACCUGCUAGAAGGGUCAUCAUUAGGACGCCGAUCUUUCAUGGAAAACCUUUAGAUUCUUUAGUCUACCGUCAAAUGAUCGGUCGAGCUGGACGUAUGGGUAGAGAUACCGUAGGCGAAAGUUUCUUGAUCUGUCAAAAAAACGAUUUCAACAUAGCGAAAACCCUUAUGUCGGCUUCAUUGGCGCCCAUCAAGAGUUGCCUGGAAACGGCCGGUAAGCUCAAAAGAGCCAUAUUGGAGGUGGUAGCUAGCGGAGUCGCGUCUACUCCACAGGACGUACGGUUGUUUACGGAAAGUACUUUGUUGGCUUUCGAGGACGGCGAUAUCGAGGAGUUGAAUAAUCCUAUCGACGAGGCUAUGGCUUUUCUGCGGAUCAACGAGUUUGUAAGGUUGCAAAAGCUGGAGGAUGGUAGCGAGUCGUACGUGCCGACAUCUUUGGGUAAAGCUUGUCUGUCAUCUUCAAUUGCUCCAGACGAAGGACUGUCGCUUUUUACUGAACUAGAAAAGGCCAGACAAUGUCUUGUACUAGAAACUGAAUUACAUUUGGUCUACCUAGUAACUCCCUACAGCGCCUGCUAUUCCUGGGCGAACAUAGACUGGAUGUUGUACCUUAAUAUUUGGGAAAAAUUGCCCGCUAACAUGAAAAAGGUAGGAGAAUUGGUUGGCAUCAGAGAAGCUUACAUAGUAAAUGCCACGCGAAAUAAAGUCCAAUCCAGCACAGGGACAGCUUUCCACAAAUAUUUGAUACACAAACGAUUUUUCGUUGCGCUAGCUCUCCAGGAUUUGGUUAAUGAAAAAGCGCUCUCUUGGGUGUGUCAAAAGUUCAAUUGCAAUAGAGGUAUGCUGCAGUCUUUGCAACAGUCGGCUUCGUCUUUUGCAGGAAUGGUUACUGCUUUUAGCAAGCAACUGGGCUGGACUAGCUUGGAACUGUUGUUAGCACAAUUUCAAGAUAGGAUGCAGUUUGGUGUCAGCAGAGAUCUACUGGAUCUAAUGCACCUGUCGGUCAUGAACGGCAAAAUGGCGCGAUCCUUAUACAACGCCGGCAUCGAAACAGUCAUCCAAUUAGCAAACUCGGACGUAUGCGACAUUGAAAACACAUUGCAUCGAGUGGCUCCGUUCGAAAGUGAUAAAGACAGAGAAGGGGAAUCAGAUUACGAUAAAAAACAAAGGAACAAGUACAGGAACGUUUGGAUAACCGGUAGAGAGGGUUUGACGGAACGCGAGGCGGCUGAGAUUUUCGUAACAGAAGCCAGAAGGUAUUUAAAGAUCGAAAUGGGAUUGGUCGAUGCUAAAUGGAAGAAUACCGAUGAGGAUGUUGAAGAAACUCAUGAGUUGGAAGUAAAUAACGUAAAUAUAGUAAAUGGUACAGUUGGUGUAAAAAUUGCAGAGAAAAUAACAGAAAAUAGUGAUCAAAGCAAAUCAAAUAAUGAAAAAAUUCUUACAGAAAGCAAUGAUAACAAUCUUAGCGAUGAUAAAAUUCUUUUAGAAAGCGAUGAUAAAAUGCUUACAGAAAGUAUUGACAAUCAAAGUAAUAAUAUCAAUAUUGAACUACCUCAGAAUGAUAAUAAAACGACUGUAAAUACGUAUUUUUCUGAUGACUCUUCGAUGUUUUCAACCAAUAUGAACAUAUCUGAUACUUCAAGCAUAUCGAAUACAGAUUCUACCAAAAUAGAAGACGACAUUGAAGAACAUAAUUUCAUCAAACAAACGCCCAAUAGAUUAUCGGAAAAAUUUGAAAAAUGUACCUUGGACUCGCCUAAGCGAGUCUCAACAACUAAUACAUAUGAUAAGAAAAAUAUGAAUAAUUUUAUAAAAGACAUUUCCAUGUCCGAUUUUUCCGAUACUCUCUCUGAAAAUAGUUCAAAUCUUGCUUCAUCAAAAUCUACCGAUGUAUCUAUGUUGAUCAAACCGUCUGCAGUAGAACUUAACAUAUCGGGUUCUUCUCUGCGAUCGAAUUUGAACAUUUCUCUGGAUAAAAUGCAGUCGGAUCGAAGUUUGUUUGAAGAAAGCUUUUCUUUGCAGCUGUCUGAUAACAAUUUGUCGAAGGAUAGCGCUUUAGGCGGUUCAAAAGAUAAGAAUUCGGAUUCUGAAUCAAAAAAUGUCGUUCAGAAUGCUUUCGGCGAGUCGCUUCAAUCGGACGACGAUAUUUUUUGCAAUUCUUUCGAUGAAGAGUACGAAAGUACACAAUUUUCUGCGAAAAAACGGAAAAAUGGCUGUUUGGAGGAGAAUAAGUCGUGUAAGAAGUUUAAAAAUGAGGAGGAGGAUACCGGUGCACCAGUUCAAGAUAUGAAUACGACGUAUAUCACAAAUAAACUGGAAAAUCAACCAGGUAUAGAUUUCAGCAAAAUGGAAUUAGUGAAUGUUUGUCAAGAAUUGACGCUUUUAGAAGCAUUUAGUAAGGAACUUAAAGAAUUAGCUAGUUUCUCCUUUUCUAUAGCAUGUAGUAAAUUUGUAGAACCUAAAGCAACAAUAGGAAUGAAUAUUUUAAAAACCCAGGGCCCAAAACUCCGUAACACUGACCGACCUGAAGAUAAGCAACACUUUUCUUGCGACGGAAGAAAGAUAGAAGGUUUCUCUUUCUGUUGGGAAACCAACAUUGUGUAUUAUUUGAGUUUGGACAACGCAAAAUUACACCAAAAAAUUUUAAAACUCUUGAAAGUCGUAUUUAAAAAUGACAAAGUUAGAGUUCGGAUUUUUGACGCGAAGGAACAAAUUAAAGUCCUUCAGAAUUGUUGCGGUAUAAGUUUUUAUUCGAAAAUAAUCGAUCCCAAAAUAGCUGAUUGGAUAUUGGAACCAGAAGAAAAGGAGAAAAAUUUGAAAGCUAUGGUUGUAAAAUAUUGUCCUGAAGGUAUCGGACUCUCUCAUUUAACUGGCGGAUGUAAAGGACUAGGAAGUGUUGGCUUGGAUAUUUAUAGUACCGCAGAUGCAAAACUUAGAUCAUCUGUAGAGGCGAAUCUAACAUAUCAUCUAACGGAUUCUUUAAAAAGAACAUUGUUAGAACAAAAUCCGAAAUAUUUAAGCACUUACGAUAUCGAAAAUGACGUAAUGUUGAUAUUGUCUAAAUUGGAACUUAACGGUUUUGGUUUGAAUAAAUCCGUUUUAAAAAGCAUUCUUGACACAUUAAAAACGCAAAUAAGCAUCGUAGAGAAGAAGGCCUUUUCUUUAGCUGGAAGAAAUUUCAAUUUCGCUUCAAGUGUUGACGUCGCGAAGGUUAUAGGAAUGUUCAGAGGCAGGAAAGUGAGUACUAGGAAGCAAAUUUUAGAAAAGAAUCAACAUCCUAUAUCCGAAUUGGUUUUGCAAUGGAGAAAAUUGCACUCAGUCCUCACCAAAACUAUCUAUCCGUUGAUCCAAACCAACACUAUCGAUCGAAUACACGGUUGUUACAUCACGCACACAGCUACAGGUCGUAUAAGUAUGCACGAGCCGAAUCUACAGAACAUCAACAAGGAUUUCGACAUAUGCAUUUCGACAAAAGAAAAUGUCAACAUAAGUUGUAGGGACGCUUUCGAAGCACCCGAAGGAUUCAAAUUAGUAUCCGCGGAUUACUGUCAAUUAGAGUUCAGGAUCUUGACGCACUUUUCUCAGGAUACGUUGUUACGUAGGAUAUUGAACGAACCUGGAGAUGUUUUUAAAAUGAUUGCAGCCAAGUGGAAUAAUAUUGAGGAAGAGCAGGUCACAGAUAGCAUACGGCAAAACGCGAAACACUUAUGUUACGGCAUCAUUUACGGAAUGGGCAGUAAAACGUUGGCGGACCAACUGAAUAAACAAGAAACCGAAACGGUAGAGUUUAUGGAGACGUUUAGAAAUACCUAUCCCGGCAUAAAGGCUUUUAUAAAGCAAACUAUUGAAAACUGUAAAAAAUGCGGCUAUGUGGAAACUAUUAAUGGCAGAAAAAGGUUUUUAAUGCAUAUCAACGAGACUGAUCAGACUAGGAGAGGACAAGCCGAGCGGCAAGCGGUGAACACAAUAAUUCAAGGUUCCGCAGCCGAUUUAGUAAAAGUGGCGAUGAUCAAGGUGGAAAACGAAUUAGAGCAAAUCUUCCACAAGACGAAGAGCAAACCAAAAAUGGUUUUGUAUCUGCAUGACGAGUUAAUGUACGAAGUACCGAACAAAUAUUUGAGGAAAGUGGCGAAAAUCAUCAAGAAAAACAUGGAGGAUUCUAUUAAACUUUCGGUGCCUUUUCCAGUCAAGUUAAAGGUCGGAAAAUCAUGGGGAGCCAUGACUGAAUUUUCUUUAUGAUAGUCUACCUUAUAUCAGCGUGUCUUGGCUAUAUGAUGAAUGUGGGAAUAAUAUGGUCUGUAUACAAGAAAAGGUAACCAAGUCCACCGAUAGUAGUUUUGAGUUAUUAGUAUUUUAAUGAUUUGCUUAUGAUUUUAAAAUCAAAUGAAUUAUUUGGUCAUUAUGGAAUUUUAAAUUGUAAGCAUUUUUAUGACAUUUUUUAAGUUGUUCAUUAUUUCCUGAUAAAUAAUAUUGAAUUUAAGGUACAUAGGCAUUACAAACUAAAAAUGUAAAAUGUUGGACUUGGUCAUCUUCUCUCGUAUACCGACGAAUAAUGAAUUUAAAUUUAUGAAAGGUCGAAAUGCAAAAAAUAAAUUAAGUUGAAUAUUGAUUUUAAAUUCUUCUAGUUACUAUUAAUAUUGCUAAUAAAAUACUUAAAAGGAAAAAUAAACUGAAUUAAAUCUGAAGCUACUGGGGGAUGAAUUCGUAAUAAAUUUCUUGAAAAUCAAUUUUUUUUAUAUACAUUUUUUUAUUUUUAUAUAUUAAUGAAGGGUCUGAAUUAAAUCUGGAGAUAUUGGAGGAUGAAUUAGUAAUAAUUUUCUUGGAAAUUAAUUUUUUUAUAUUCAUUUAAUUUUAUUAUUAUUAUUAUUA